Molecule: messenger RNA, 1638 nt
Organism: Rana temporaria (common frog)
Lineage: Eukaryota; Metazoa; Chordata; Amphibia; Anura; Ranidae
Gene: SLC35B2
Product: solute carrier family 35 member B2
Exons: 4
Coding region: 35-1360 (441 amino acids)
Biological process (GO): transmembrane transport
Cellular component (GO): endoplasmic reticulum membrane; Golgi membrane
Molecular function (GO): 3'-phosphoadenosine 5'-phosphosulfate transmembrane transporter activity
Source: RefSeq, a predicted model, not a curated record
CAUCACACUGACAGGCCAGGGAACCUCUAUAGACAUGGAUGGGAAGGGGGGGAGCUGUGUCAUUGGAAGGUCUCUGCUGCUUUUCUUGGUCCUCCUCUUGGGGGUCUCAGCAGAAGAACCUCCCCCCGUCACCUCUGCCCAGUACUUAUGGGGGGAGUUCUGGAUGGUACGUUUCUUUUUAAACAUUGCCGGGUACGGGACAAUCCUGAUCCCGGGAUAUAUACUCAUACAGUACCUCAAACGCAAGAACUACCUGGAGACCGGUCGGGGGAUAUGUUUUCCACUAAUAAAGUCCUGCGUGUUUGGCCAUGAGACAAAGGCUUUGGCUCCCGAUGAACCUUCAUCUGCCGCCCGGGUAGAAGGUGACCCCAGUACCUCCCAGCAGGCUCUUAAACUUCUCUUCUGUGCAGCCGGACUCCAGAUCUCCUACCUGACAUGGGGGGUCCUGCAGGAGCGUGUCAUGACCCGUACCUACACUGGCACAGAACCUGGCACCCCCGGAGAAAAGUUCAGAGACUCUCAGUUCUUGGUGUUCAUGAAUCGGAUCUUGGCCCUGACCGUGUCCGGAAUCUACUGCGCCCUCACCAAACAGCCUCGCCAUGGUGCGCCCAUGUACAAAUACUCCUUCGCCUCUCUGUCCAACGUCCUCAGCAGCUGGUGCCAGUACGAAGCUCUCAAGUUCAUCAGUUUCCCCACCCAAGUCCUGGCCAAAGCCUCGAAGGUCAUCCCCGUCAUGUUGAUGGGAAAGCUGGUCUCACAUAAGAGUUACGAGUAUUGGGAGUAUUUCACCGCUGUCCUCAUUUCCAUCGGGGUCAGCAUGUUCCUGCUGUCCAAUGGGGGAGGUUCUCGCCCUUCUGGGGUCACCACUUUCUCCGGAGUGGUCAUUUUGACCGGCUACAUCGCGUUCGACAGCUUCACGUCCAACUGGCAGGACUCUCUCUUUAAAUACAAGAUGUCUUCCGUGCAGAUGAUGUUUGGCGUCAACCUCUUCUCCUGCCUCUUCACCGUCUUCUCUUUGCUGGAGCAAGGCGGCCUGCAGGAGGCGAUCCUCUUCAUGUCCCGCCACCCGGACUUCGCUUUCCACGCCGCCCUCCUCUCCGUCUGUUCGGCUUUCGGCCAGCUCUUCAUCUUCUACACCAUCAGCAAGUUUGGGGCGGCCGUGUUCACCAUCAUUAUGACUUUGCGCCAGGCCCUGGCGAUCCUUUUGUCGUGUUUGCUGUACGGUCACCCGGUCACGCCGAUCGGCUCGGUGGGGGUGGCGGUGGUUUUCCUGGCCUUAUUCCUCCGCGUCUACGCCCGAAGCCGCAUGAAGAGGAAGGGGAGGAAGGCGGCGGAUAACGCGGCGGUGCAGAAGGUGUAAAAUGGCCUUCAGGUCGCCGGGGAUUCCGCCCUGCGACUUAUUACCGACCUAUUUAAAGGGUCCUCGUCUCCUGGACUGAUGGGAAGUUUAAAGCUGGCUGCUGCGCUGGCUUUAGUUGGCACACCGUGGUGGCGAUAACCUGAACUUUUGUGCCGACCGUCUACCUGCAGACCAAACUUUUCUGCAAGUGCAGAGCAAACAAAGUAUUUGUGAGUUUUAGUUUUUUUUUUAUUUUACUUUAGAAGCAAUCAAUUAUUAAAUGGUACAUUUACAUUGUC